UUUACAGUUUAGUGUUCAUUGCUGCCCAUGGACACCUGCUAAAAUUGAAUCAUAGCUGGAAUCCAUGAAAAAGGACAAUCACAAACAUGGAUAGAUGUUCAAUUAACUCUAAAUGGCUUUUUUAUCCCUUGUAAAUGAGUCCCCAGGAUCUGGACCCUAAUAUGUUGUGUAUUCCUCUUUGAAGUGCUGUAAUAAAUCAGACUACCAUUGGGCACUGAUCACCAGAGACUUGCUUGAUGGACUAAUGCAUGUAUUUCUUUCUUAGGCAGCCAGCCAGCCAAAGGGUAACAUCUGUGUGACAAAACAAAAAAGUGGAAUGUUUGAGCUUGUAAUUCACAUGAUAAAUCAAGGCGGAAUAUUUUAGCUAUUCAAUAAAAUCACAUUACUUGGCAAAGGGCCACUACAGCUUCUGACUGAAAUUUUUGUCAUAAUGGAUUUGGUUUAAAAUUCACAUUAGCCUUAAGAGUAAACCUAAUUUUACAGAAAACUUUACUUCACGUGCUAAAGCAGUUUGUCAUAACGGUUCAGACAAAAGGUCAUACUUUCUUGUUAAUUAAUUAAAUGUACUAAUUGUACCACAGUGGUAACUGCCAAAAUACCAUAACUAGGCUACUACAUUUAAUAAAUAUUGAAUAAAUACAUAUGGAUCUUGUUUCAUUUGAUCAUUGCCCAUUUACCACAGUUUUAAUGUAUAACUAUAAAUAUGUUAACUACAGUAAUCUUGAUAAAGCGCUGACAGCAUUACUGUGUAUUCGAGUUCUAAUUUUACGUGAGGCUACUGCGCAUGCGCAUGUCAACACUUUUGAGUUCAGUAAGAAUGGCACUGCGCGUCUUGAGAUUCAGUUUGGCUUUGAAUCGCAGUUUACUCAAAACAACUGUUGUCUGCAACAAACGGCAGUUGUCAGAAAAAGCGUCCUCCAAUCCGAAAGCAUCCGUUUCUACUGAAAAUAUCGAUCAUGUUCUCUACACAGAGGAACAUUUUGCAUUAAAGGCAUCUUUGAGAAAGAUCAUUGAUCAAGAGAUCAACCCUUAUGUAGACCAAUGGGAGCAAGAAGGGCAAUUUCCUGCUCAUAAGCUCUUCAAAAUCCUGGGUAAUGCAGGAUUUCUAGGAGUCAACAAACCUGUGGAGUAUGGAGGUCUGGGGUUGGACUUCAGCUACAGUGUGGCUGUUUCUGAAGAACUGGGGAACAUCAACUGCGGAGGGAUUCCCAUGGCCAUCGGCGUGCAGAGUGAUAUGGCUACACCUGCACUGGCGAGGUUUGGUUCUGCAGAGCUCAAGAGAGAGUUCUUGCAGCCCACCAUAAUGGGAGACAUAGUGGCCUGCCUCGGGGUGAGCGAAACUGGGGCCGGCUCUGAUGUAGCAAGCAUCAAGACUAAAGCUGUGCGCAAAGGAGAUGAACUUGUCAUUAAUGGAGGAAAGAUGUGGACUACUAAUGGCACUCAAGCAGACUGGAUGUGCCUCCUGGCCAACACCAGCGAUGGCCCUCCACACAAGAACAAAUCCUUAAUCUGCUUACCUAUGAAUCUGUCAGGCGUUCAUAUCGCACGCAAGAUCGAUAAAAUAGGCAUGUGGUCAUCGGAUACAGCAGAGGUGUUUUUCGAUGACGUGCGUGUGCCUUGCAAAAAUGUCAUAGGGCAAGAGGGAAUGGGCUUCACGUACCAGAUGCUACAGUUCCAGGAGGAGCGACUCUGGGGGGUGGCCAAUAUCCUGACGACCAUGGAGAAAGUUGUCCAAGAGACCAUCAAUUACACCAGACAGAGGAAGAUCUUCAGUCAGCCGAUUCUAUACCACCAGGUUGUUCACUUCAGGCUGGCUGAGCUGCAGACAGAAAUCGAGCUGUUGCGCUCCCUUUUGCAUCGUGCCACAGCUCUGUACAUUAAGGGAAACAAUGUAACAAAGUUGGCAUCAAUGGCCAAGCUGAAGGCAGGACGACUGGCCCGAGAGCUCAGUGACAGCUGCCUCCAGUACUGGGGUGGCAUGGGCUUCACCAGUGACGUCCUAGUCAGCAGGUUCUACAGGGACUCCAGAUUAAUGUCCAUUGGUGCAGGAGCUGAUGAGGUGAUGCUGUCAAUCAUAUGCAAGUACAUGGACACUCUACCCAAGAAAUGACAUCACCGAUAGGAGUUCAGUUUGAAAAACAAAGUGCACUUAAAUGGAGAAUCUGACACUAAAUAUAAAUUAACUAGUUAUAUCAGUUAUAAAAGCAGUUAGCAACUUUAAGAUGGAUGAUUUGUACAUUGCAGUAAAU
Molecule: messenger RNA, 2249 nt
Organism: Sinocyclocheilus grahami
Lineage: Eukaryota; Metazoa; Chordata; Actinopteri; Cypriniformes; Cyprinidae
Product: probable acyl-CoA dehydrogenase 6
Exons: 9
Coding region: 785-2110 (441 amino acids)
Biological process (GO): fatty acid beta-oxidation using acyl-CoA dehydrogenase
Cellular component (GO): cytoplasm
Molecular function (GO): acyl-CoA dehydrogenase activity; flavin adenine dinucleotide binding
Source: RefSeq, a predicted model, not a curated record